AUGUAUUACACAAUCCGAUUUCGCAAAGAUAUUGAUUAUUGCCUAAUCAAUACAUGUUUAAAUGGUGGAACAUGUCAAGAUUUAGAUGCUCAUGGUUUCCAAUGUUUAUGUCCACCUGGUUUUAAAGGAUCUAAUUGUCAAUUAAGAUUAGCAUGUAGUAAUUCACAAUGUGUUCAUGCAGUCAAUUGUAAACAAUUAAUACAACCAGUAAAUGGAAUUGAUUAUGAAUGUAUGUGUCAACCCUGUUGGACAGGACAAUUUUGCGAUCAAAGUAAUAGUUUUAAUUGUAUUCAUCGUCAUGGUUUUGAUGGUCAAUAUUGUGAAAAUGAAAUUAAUGAAUGUAAUUCAAUGCCAUGUUACAAUAAUGGAACAUGUAAAGAUCUUAUUAAUUCUUUUGAAUGUGAUUGCCCAAAAGGUUUUAUUGGAACGGAUUGUAGAAUAAAUGUUAAUGAAUGUGCUUCAUAUCCAUGUUCAUUUGGAUCAACUUGUAUUGUUCGUGUUGGAACAUAUGAAUGUAUUUGUCCAGAACAACAAUAUUGUCAACAUUGUGAUGAAGUGAUCAUUGAAACAGAACCAAAAUCACCAGCAUGUAAUUUUUAUGGUCGAAUUUAUGAUCAAAAUGAUAAUUGGACAUAUAGUUGUCAACGUUGUCAUUGUAAUAAAGGACAAAUUAUAUGUACUGAUGAUUUUUGUGGUUAUUGGUCAUGUUUACAAGUAAUUGAAAAAAAUGAUCGUUUUGCUUGUAAAUCAAAUGAAAUUUGUCAUAUUAUAUCACCUGGUUUAUAUGAUGAAUGUUUUAUACCACCAUGUUAUUUACGUACAAUUUGUUUAAAUGCCAAUCAAUCAAUUACGGAACAAUUAAAAAAGUUAUUACCAAAUUAUCAUUUUAAAUUAGCAUUACCUAAUUGUCGACCAAAUAAUUUUAUAUUAAAUAAUCAUUGUGCUAGAUUAUUAUUACAUUUUUCAAAAUUACGUAUGUCAUAUUCAAUUACUGUAAAUGACAUAUGUAAUGCUGUUCCCAACUAGGACGAAAUGCGCAACCUGGGUUUCACUACUAACCACUAUCCAUCUUUACUUAUAAUGCUUUCUCUAAAUUACUUCAUCAUAUCAAAUCAUAUAAUGCUGUGGAAAAUUGACCAUCAUUAAAAAAAUAUCAUCAAUAUGAAAGUGACCGAAUGGGUAUCGGUAUAAGUUGUGAUAUGAAGGUGGAUUAUUCUAGAAAACAACAAAAUAUCAUAGAAGUAACACUCAGUUCAUUGAAUGAUCAAAUCCGAAUUGGUUCAGAUGGUAGAGAAUAUUCAUUUAUUC
Molecule: messenger RNA, 1308 nt
Organism: Schistosoma rodhaini
Lineage: Eukaryota; Metazoa; Platyhelminthes; Trematoda; Strigeidida; Schistosomatidae
Source: the annotation of a GenBank genome assembly